Molecule: messenger RNA, 1282 nt
Organism: Ceratitis capitata (Mediterranean fruit fly)
Lineage: Eukaryota; Metazoa; Arthropoda; Insecta; Diptera; Tephritidae
Product: trypsin-1
Exons: 3
Coding region: 513-1184 (223 amino acids)
Biological process (GO): proteolysis
Molecular function (GO): serine-type endopeptidase activity
Source: RefSeq, a predicted model, not a curated record
AGGCAAAGGAUACAAACCACUAGACUUCCGCAAUAGAAACAACACAACUCAAAACCACACAAGAGAAGACAUAAAAGCCGCUUGGAAAGAAAAGCUACAAAUUCACGGAAAACAAACACAAAUAAUUUAAGUAUUUUUAGAUUUAAUAAACACAUGGUGAAUUUCAACACACUCGAAGGAUUCACGCCACAUAUUUAGGAUCAGGUAAUACCAAGCUGGAACUCUCUGUUACUGGAAUGCUACACAAAAUUUUAUAAAGAAAUUUUAUGAAAUUACUAAAUCUAUAGGAAAAGGAAAAAGGAGUAGCACUUUAAACAUCGUAAACUCCUUUUAAAACAACUAACUUUAAACACGGCAAUAACAGAAAAAAAUAAAUAAUAAAUAAAAACUACAGAGCAUUUCGCCGUGAUAUCGAUAUCUCCGGGGCUAAUGUUAUCUUUGAUUGUGGACUAUCGAAUGAGGAAAUACGAAUUGUUGGCGGUCGGCCAACUGGCAUUAACCAGUACCCAUGGAUGGCUCGCAUUGUUUACGAUGGGAAAUUUCAUUGUGGAGGUUCAUUACUUACCCAAGAUUAUGUUCUAACAGCUGCACAUUGUGUUAAAAAGCUGCGAAAGUCGAAAAUAAGAGUUAUUUUUGGUGAUCAUGAUCAACAUAUUACUUCGGAGUCGAAAGCAAUUCAAAGGGCGAUAACUGCUAUAAUUAAACACAGAAGCUUCAAUCCCGAUAGUUAUAACAAUGAUAUAGCGCUAAUAAAACUGAGGAAGCCUAUGACCUUUUCAAAAAUCAUAAAACCUGUAUGCUUACCACGUUACAAUUAUGAUCCUGCAGGACGAAUUGGUACCGUCGUUGGUUGGGGUAGAACUUCAGAAGGCGGUGAUUUGCCAUCAAUUGUCAAUCAAGUAAAAGUGCCCAUAAUGUCUAUUACGGAAUGCCGAAGUCAAAAGUAUAAAAGCAGUAGAAUAACAUCCAGCAUGCUGUGCGCCGGACGCCCUAAAAUGGAUUCAUGUCAAGGAGACAGCGGUGGACCACUUUUACUCUCAAAUGGUGUAAAGUAUUUCAUUGUGGGUGUCGUUUCAUGGGGCGUUGGGUGCGGUAGAGAUGGUUAUCCUGGAGUUUAUACAAGAGUCAGUAAAUUCAUCCCAUGGAUAAAAUCUAAUUUGCGUGACAGUUGCUUAUGUUCUUAGUACAAAAUUUUGUAAAUUGUAUAUUCUUUGUAAAAUAUAAAUUAAGGAAUAUUAAAAAUUCAAAUUGAAUAAAUGGGGAACAAAAUGUUUAAUGAGAA